Molecule: messenger RNA, 4228 nt
Organism: Toxorhynchites rutilus septentrionalis
Lineage: Eukaryota; Metazoa; Arthropoda; Insecta; Diptera; Culicidae
Product: diacylglycerol lipase-beta-like
Exons: 11
Coding region: 1405-3462 (685 amino acids)
Biological process (GO): lipid metabolic process
Source: RefSeq, a predicted model, not a curated record
AUUCAGUCGCGAAAGUCAUCUCGGCGAGUUUACACGUGUUUCCGUCCGCUACUAUCGAAUCCGUUUUCCAAACUUGUUCGUGAGGCUUCUGAGCAGUUUGGCGCGGGGUGGCGGUUUUAAUUUUGCAUAAUCUUCCACGCGAAGCGUCAUCUGUGCGUUACGGAUGUGGUUAAUUUAUUUUCUGUUUGCCGAAAACAGCUGUGCAGUUUAGUGGUCCCAAUCCCGGUGGAUACUUUCACGAAUAGAAUUGUAACGGAGGAGAAGACAAGUUCGGUGCGUGAGCGGGUUUCGGUUUGUUCUUGGCAGAUAACCGUAGACAUUUGGAACGAGCUAUCGUUAACGUGUCGUCUGCUGUCUGGAAAGCACCGCUCAAACGACAGACUUUCAUUCGCUGAUACCUGUGGAGAAAUUUGUCAAACGAUGCAAAACCAAAAUACGAAACAAGUGAUCAAAACAAAACCGAGAAUAUUCGUAUGAAUCACACUUGAAUGGAUAGCGAUCGAAGUGUAGUGUUAACUGAACACAAUCCCAGUGUUUAGUCUAGUGGCUUAACAUUUUGUCGAUUUCAGUCGGGUUGGCGAUUUGUGGCAUUCCUGCGUUUGGAUCGUCGAUGCUUUGAUUGAGUUUUGAUACUGAGUGAUUGGCGAUAGUGACGUUAGUGUCGCGCUGCAGAAUUCGGUGGAUACAUCAGUAUCGCGAAGAGAGUGCAAACAUCAGCACCUAAGGCGGAAUAUGAUGGGAAGCACAAGCGAGAAGAGUGAAAUAGUGUAAAAUUUGUGCUUCACAAAACAAACAUUCGAAGCGAAACUCGUUUCCUCCCCUUCUUCACAUCGAGUGGUUUGCGAACGCCUCGGAAAAGGGUGUAUAAUAGUGGAGCGGCAGUGGCAGUCCGGGGAGGUUCAAUUCUGUGCUUUCGCAAGCGAAUAGAUCGAAAAAGGAGUAAGUGAAAUGUAAUGAAAUCUAAUAUUAAAGGUAAUAUAAUGAGAGGGAAGGUGAAAUAAAAACGUACGAUGGCAAAUGUUUGCUGUUUGGUAGUGCAAGUGGUGUUCGGUGGUUACGAUUACAUAAAGUAGUGCGCAUACACGUUUUUGAAGGUGGUCUGACGUUCGUUACUUGAUUCGACUUAAAACGUGCUGAAGGUCGACACACGGAUUCAUCUCACUGAAACUGCCACACAUUUUGGACGAAUGCCGAUUUACGCUCGAUGUCUCUGAGGUGGCUGUUGAUGACGCAGACGAGGUCAACGUCACCGUGUCAGCUUAGCUUGGGGAGACGAUUGGCGGCAUUGGCGGUAACCCGAGAUGUGCGAUAAAUGUGGGUCGAGUGCCACCAGCAGCCGUCGUAAACUUGGGAUAGCAACAGUUCCUGUGUUUGUCGUGUAGAAAACUAGUUAAUUCAGAGGUCAUGCCAGCGCUGCGUUUGUUCGGCCGGAAAUGGUUAGCCGCGUCGGACGACCUUGUAUUUCCGUGUCUGUUCGAGAUCGUGUUCCGUAUCGUAUGGCUUGGGCUGAUAUCAUGCGUGACGUCGACGUAUUGGAGCGUGACCGCGGAGUGCGAUGAACAGGCCGGGUUGGCUGUUCGCAUCUACCUAGUAGGAACCCUAGUGUUAAUUAUAGUAAACAUAGUUCUACUCGUACUGCUAGUGAAUCGGAGUGCCCAGGGUAGCAUUACCGAGGUGCAGAAGCGCCGACUGGUGGCACCACUUUUGGUGAUUAAAAUACUUUUAAUUCUGCCAGAGACUGGACUGAACAUCUUCGGCACGAUGUGGGCCUUCUGUGGGACCAUCGAGUGCAAGAGUGAAGACAAAAUUACGCGAACUGUGAUCGAAGCAAUUGUACUAUUCAACUGGGUAGUGUUUGCGCUUAUAAUCUUCGGAUUAGCAAUAGUAUUCGACCCGCUCGGGUCAGCCAAAUAUAAGAAUGGCAGGGAUAGCAAUGACAACGGUCCGAUGGAAUCGGCAAUCCACCGAAAACUGUCGAAGCUGUGGUUCCGUCGGUUCCGGUGGGCGUUCUGUUGCCUUCGGAAGGACGAGUUUGGCCACGAGGCUUUCACACAGGUUGCGAGUCUGCUGAGUGCGUUGUUUCGGGGGACGGAUCUGGUACCGUCGGAUAUAAUGGCAGGCUGUGUUCUGCUGAGGGUUCGCCAGAAGAGGGAAACGCGCGAGAUGCGAAGGAUACGAAUGCUGAACGACGAGGGGCCAAGAUAUUCCACCGACAUCACGAGGGUGUUUGCCACAUCGCCAUCCUGGAUGACUAUCAAGAACGCGAGGCACUUUUUGCGGUUCGCAUUGGCAGCCUACGGCUGGCCAAUGGUAUGCUACAUGCAUUGCUGCACGGGGCCGUAUCGGUUGGUUCCGAAAAUGACAUGCUGCGCGUGUUUCCGUCGGAAGCCGCAAAUCAUCAUCGACGACAAUUGCUGUCUGUGCCACGUGUCCGGCGUCCGAUACACGUCGCGAGUGCGGAGUGAGGAUGUGCUGCAUGCCUCGUUCAAAAAUCAUGUGUUUGAGCUACCAUUUUGCAUACUGGUAGACCACAGCACUAAAAGUAUCGUCAUAUCGAUCCGAGGCAGUUUGUCGAUGCGCGAUGUGUUCACCGAUUUGGUCGCGAAUGCGGAACGCUUCGACGCACCCGGGAUGCCUCCGGAAUCGUCCGCCCAUCGGGGCAUGGUAGCCGGUGUGGAUUGCAUGCUGAAACGUCUACGGGAAGGAAAUAUGCUCGAGAGGAUUUUCAACACCUAUCCGGAGUACACGCUGGUACUGACGGGGCACAGCUUGGGCGCCGGAGUAUCAAUCCUGCUGGCGGCGCGGCUAAGGAAUCGUUUCCCUGAUUUGCGGGUUUAUGCCUUUGCCACCCCGGCUGGGUUGCUGAGUCGUGAAGCGGCACGAUAUACCGAGAGCUAUGCGUUCACCAUCGGGGUCGGAGACGACUUCGUGAUGCGGUUGGGGGUGGAUUCGAUCGAGAAUCUGCGCACCAGUGUUAUCGAAACGAUACGGGCCUGCAAGUUACCGAAGUGGCGAAUAAUGUUGAACGGUUUUGGAUACGCCCUGUUCGGUGUACCUUCGCGGGAUCUGGAAACCACAUGGCGCGAUGUGACGGAAAUCACGCGAAAAGCCGGUCAAAGUCCGCUGCUCAAUGAGAGGCCAAUUCAGACGGUGGCUGCUGCUGAAUCGGGGGUACUGACAAGUGAAAUCUCCAAACGACGCUUCGCCAAAACUCGUCUCUACACAGGAGGGAGAAUCUUACACAUCGUGAGGCGCAAGAAAACUGAACUCGAAAAGAAAACCAACACGGGCGGUCCCACCUUCGAGAUGCGCUGGGCUACGGCGGAGGACUUCAUGGAGCUCAAAGUAAUGCCCCGGAUGCUGUUGGACCAUCUGCCGGAUAACGUUUUUAAAACACUGACAACCAUUCUCGAGGAGCAGAAAACUCACAACGGAUCAAUACUCUCUCUGCAGGAGAUUUGAGGAGGGCGGUGUGGAAAUAGGAAUGCCAAAAGAACCAAUGGUUAGGUAAUGGUUGGUGACAAACAAACCCCAGUUAUGUAGUUCAUAAGUGCCUUAAGAAUCUUGCCGUUUGCGUAUACAAUGUUAUUUUAACGUCCAAAUUUUAAACGUCGCGCGUAGAUCUAAGUUGAUCUACAAUGUUUUAGAAUAGAUAUAUUUACCAGAAACCUAUGAAAUAGGAGUUACAUUCUUGUCUUCAUCGUACCUUAGGUGGUAAAUCAUAGAUGUAUCGCUCUCUCUCUCUGUGUUUAGUUAAGUUUUAGACCGAUUUUGCUCACUAAUAGUAGUCUAAGGUCGCGGCGGAUUUCAUCUGAGUUCCAACUUCUCCAUUAAUCAUUCCAUCGUAUAGAUCUGAAUAGCCUAAAAAAAUGUUGUUCAUUCAACUGUGUAUAAGUAUUGUUCCGAGGUAAGCAUAAUGCUGCACCCAAAACAGUUCAGUUCAGGAGUCUCAAACAGACGCACUGUAUUGUAAGUAAGACAAGUAUUUACUCAAUUGUAUUGAUUUUUUGAGGAUCGCGGAGACGUAUUUUUGGAGGUAUUUUAUUUUAGGCUACGGCAUACGAGAGUUUGUAAGACGACAAUGCGGCAAAGCUGUGUAUUUGAUGAUUGUCAAUUUUGGUUGUGAUAUAAUUGCUGUUUAAUAUUUAUCUGAAGCAAUGAAGAUUGAUGUGAUGUUAUUGUACAUCCAGUGUUGAAUGGAAUUGAAAUGUAUAAUGUAAUAUUUGUA